AUGACGUUGAGCGUGAAAGGUUUAUUCACUCAAAAACAAGACCUUGUUACUCAAAUUCAAUCAGAUCGCGAACGACGAAAGAAAGGUGAUGAACCAGUUUUAUUCACUGUUCAAGGACAAUCAACAACUGAAUUGAAUGGUCAAUUUGUUCAUUCUCAAAUCUUUAUCGAUGUUUUACUUCGUAUAAAACCAAAUCAAGUAGAUAAAGAUGAAUUUAUUGCUCGCUGCAAUAAAACAUUCAAAGAAAAUGAUAGUGAGUUGGCGAUUGUGAAGGAAUUCAAUAAAAAGUAUUCACCUGAUCGAGCUUUAUGGUGGUAUACAAGAGAAUCAUUCGUCUAUCGAAUGUUGAAUAAAGCACUUCGAGUACAAAAUACCGAUGUACUCUUUCUAUUUCGAUUCUUCAUUGUUGAUCUUCAACAACAGCUCAGUAACCAUCGAUGUUCUUCACCUGUUCGUCUUUAUCGAGGUCAAAUGAUGUCGAAAGAUGAAGUGCAAAUAUUAAGAAAUUCAAUCGGACAAUUUAUCUCGAUUAACUCAUUUCUUUCAACUAGUGUUGAUCGUUUUGUGGCUCUUAGAUUUCUGAAAGAUGAUUCCGAUGAUCUUGAACAAGUCUUAUUCGAAAUUGAUGCUGAUCCAUCUGUUAAGCCCGGUAUACGUUGUUGUGUAUAA
Didymodactylos carnosus is the source of this 669-nucleotide messenger RNA. Lineage: Eukaryota; Metazoa; Rotifera; Eurotatoria; Philodinida; Philodinidae. The record is from the annotation of a GenBank genome assembly.